CUUACUGGCCACGCAAUGUGUCAACGUAUCUUCAUUUCCCAACUUUCCAAACCAGGUGACGUGAAAGGAGACACCCUGAUUGACAUCGGCAGUGGCCCCACCAUUUACCAGCUCCUGUCCGCCUGCGAGAACUUUAAGGAGAUCGUCGCUUCCGACUACACAGACCGGAACCGCCAGGAACUUGAGAAAUGGCUGAAGAAGGAGCCGGGAGCGUUUGAUUGGACCCCAGUGGUGAAAUACGUCUGUGAGCUGGAAGGAGACAGGGGAAAGGAGGCUGAGAAAGAGGCAAAGUUAAGGAAAACCAUCAAACAGGUUCUGAAAUGUGACAUCCACAAAAGCAACCCCAUGGAUCCAAUCAUCUUGCCUCCAGCUGACUGCUUGAUCUCAUCCCUGUGCUUGGAAGCUGCUAGCAAAGAUCAGAACACGUACCGCCUUGCUCUGAAGAACAUCAGCUCCCUGUUAAAACCUGGAGGACACUUGGUGCUGAGUGGAGAUUUGGGCUGCAGUUUCUAUAUGGUUGGCCCUACACGGUUCUCUUGUUUGGUGCUGAGAGAGGAGUUUCUGAGGGAAGCCCUCAGUGAAACUGGCUUCAGCAUUCAAGAGUUUGAGGUUCUCUUCAGGGAUGAUAAUGUCGACGACAGUUCUGAUUUCUCUGGCAUGUACUUCAUUCUCGCUCGCAAAGAGGAAGCGGUGUAAAUCCUGGGGAGUGUGGGUAAAAGAAACCCUUCCUAAAGGAAGAGGAAUAAUAUUAGGAAUAAACAUAAUGAAAUUCGUGCA
Messenger RNA from Pelodiscus sinensis (Chinese soft-shelled turtle), 777 nucleotides. NCBI's taxonomy places the organism in Eukaryota, Metazoa, Chordata, Testudines, Trionychidae. The record is from RefSeq and is a predicted model, not a curated record.